AUGUCGCCGGUCGCGGCUGCAAAUAAUCUAUCCACGGAUGGUACAUCGGCUCAUCGAGGCCACGAAGCUCAACCUGUUGACAUAGUAGUCGGUGCGAAUGGCGGCUCAUCCAUUAUACUACCUUCGGAUACAUUGACGGCUGCUGAGCCCUUGAACGAUGGUCAGGCUUAUUACAUGUUUCUUCCCGCCCAGUGCGCUGCAACACACACUAACGCUUUGCCAACAGACAUUCCGUAUACCUCUGGAAGUUAUGCGUACUAUGAUGGCCGCGUCAAAAACGGUGUCCCUGCCAAACUGCAGAAUGUUGACCACGGUAAAAAUGGCAACUUUGCCGUCAUGCACAUGGGAGUAACGAAUCUUGCUUCCGCCGAACGGCUUGCCGCAGCGAGACGAACGAGUGAGGGGACUGCAGCUGCUUCCAGGUUAUUCAACCAAGCCGGUUACAAGUCACUACGGCAAUUAAAGCAGAACGGCCCAGCUGUAGAAUCGCAACAGCAGGAGUUGGUACCGAAUACUGCACGCAAGGAGAGGACCAGAGGCAAGCCACAACCUGGCCAUGGAUUUGCCCAGAGAACGACGUCACUAUCGUCCCAUGAGACAAAGACGGAGCAGGCUCGACUUUUGACUCUGCUGAGGUCGUUGAACCCUGUCAUGGUUGUCGACCAGCUUUGCAGAGGACUCGCAUAUUUUGGAGGCAUACCUGGGGCUCCUCCACCGGCAGAUGAUAGUGCCUUCCCGCAGAGUAACGCCGCAAAUGGUUCUGGUCAUUACUUCGUUGGCUGGCUUGCCGAAAUAUUUCCAAACGUAGAUGCCUCAACAGCUCCUCACCCCAGCGUACCCGACACAUCUCCGCCAGGGAACCAUCCAGCGACGACUGCCUCUCCUUGGAUGUCCGCGUCUUCCCCGGCUUCAAAGUCCGCUACUACGGUCUCCGUUGCCCCUACAGUACAAACGGAUUCCUCGCCGACAAAAGAAGACGCAAUUGUUCCGGGAAAGAGGAAAAGAGGCAGGCCCAAGGGGAGUAAGAGCUCCAAGGUCCGCGCAGAUAAAGGCAAAAGGCACAUGUCGAAGGCACUCAAAUACAGCGUGCCACUUGUCAUACCCGCUGUGGCUGAAAAUGAGAGUGUAGCUGAAGGUGACAAUAUGGAGGCGGAUGUUCCAGUAACAAGCGACGACGCCGCGACGCCCGUACUCCCUGAUGAUCCUAAUACACAAUCGAAUGCUCCCAAGAGCACUCCGGUGGCUAAAAAGAGGGGUCGACCAAAGGGUUCCAAAAACCGGCCAAAGACCAACAUCAAUGAUGAGAAUCAGACGGCGCCGCGUACCCACGACGCAACACCUGCACAGACGCAAACAACUGCUACCCCUCCAUCUGGCACUGCAAAUGCCGAGAAUAUCAUAUCUAACAAUGACUAUUCGGCGCAAUCACAGUUUGCAGGAGACAACCUAGGCCGACAUCACGCAGAGUCGAGUCCCAAUCAGCCAAACAUGUCAACUCAACAACCCAUCGCCGCCAGCACAAGCAGCAGCUCGCCAAGAAAGAGAUAUGUCACACAGCAAAGUCAGUUGGAUGUUCUAGGAAGCAACAAUCAAGUUGCUCCUUCGUCUCAGGCGCCCCAGGGGACGAAGCGUCAACGCGUUUCAAACGGAAGCGUUCCAAACAUUGGUUCCGGAUCGCAGCCUGGAUUCCUGUCAGGCAAUUUCGACUCUCAGACCCAAUCCAAUGGCUCUGGAGUUGAAGGAAUGGGACUGGGGCCACAUGCUACCCAGACAUCACGGCUUGGACAGUUCUACAUAGCUACCUCUCCACAACAGCAACAGCUAGAGUCGCCAAACCUGAGUCAUGCCAUACCAAGACAGCAAACCAACCAUCCAUUUGCGUCUCAGCGUAUAAAUGCGGCGGCACAGAACUAUCACUAUAACCAACACGGCUUACAGCAAACCUCUCAUCACAUGACACCGAUUAGCCCCUCGGGUCGCAGCUUUGGUCCGACCAUAGCUAACAAUGCCGAUGUUCGCUUAUCUCAAGAUCAGGCUAAACAACAACCAGCCGGGCCACAAGCUGGAGGGAGAAAGCAAGGCUAUUUCAGCAACCACAAUCGACCACCCGGAACUCAAUCAUCCGCUAAUACCGCCCUGGGCGCCUAUUCUACUUUUAACACUCAAGGCUUCAUGUAG
Metarhizium brunneum ARSEF 3297 is the source of this 2178-nucleotide messenger RNA. Lineage: Eukaryota; Fungi; Ascomycota; Sordariomycetes; Hypocreales; Clavicipitaceae. The record is from RefSeq and is a predicted model, not a curated record.